Messenger RNA from Sorghum bicolor (sorghum), 1946 nucleotides. Its product is annotated as leucine-rich repeat extensin-like protein 3. The transcript has 4 exons. NCBI's taxonomy places the organism in Eukaryota, Viridiplantae, Streptophyta, Magnoliopsida, Poales, Poaceae. The record is from RefSeq and is a predicted model, not a curated record. The coding region runs from base 420 to 1760 and encodes 446 amino acids.
CGCACACUGCUAUAGACAGCUAGCGCAUCAAAGGCUGGCUUCGCGCAAAUGCACACGAGAGUUGGUUAAAGCGUGAGUGCGUGACUGGAGUCUGGAGCACACCUACUCACCUUACCAGACCACGACUCCACGAGAGACACGCCCGAUACCUCUUGCAUUUCUUGAUCAUGAUCAUGAUCAUGAGUUGGUUGGGGCUUGGCCGCUUGGGCUGAGCUAGCCGACAGGCCCACGCUUGCCUUCAGGCUGCGUCCUCUUUGCGGUUCCUUUUCUUGCACGAAGAAGGAAUCUGCAGCUCUGUACUACGGAGAGACGUCAGGCAGGCACGAGACAAGCAAAGGGAAGGAAGGUUGGAGGAGAACCGAGCGGAAGGGGAGGAGACUAGGACGGGGAGGAAGGCGGCGGCCGGCGAAGGAUCGGAGAUGCUGCCGGCAAGGCCCCUGACGCUGGAGACGUACCACCGUUUCUUCCUCGACCCAUGGAACACCCGCAUCACCGUCGACCAACUCAACCAGAUCCUCUACAUGCAUGGCUUCGCCAAGCUCCACCGCGGCAAAAAGGCCAAGAUCAUGGAGCACCUGGUGGGGCAAGUGGACCUGCUGCCGCCGCGCCGCUCCACGCUGCACCAGCACCAGCACCGCGCGGCGCUGUCCGUCGCGUCGCCGCCUUCUGCGGCCGUCAUCACUGCGGCGCAGGCUAGGGACGACGUCGAGGCGAUCGGGUGGGCGGAGUGCCCCAUCGGCUGCGUCGCCGCGUUCGCCGCGCCGAGUGCCGACGUGCCGGAGCCGGUGGAGCGCGUGCCUCGGCCCGCCGACUUCGUCCUCGCCGGGCGCCGCCCGCGGUCCAAGCGGACGCGAGGCUCUGCGUACGGGCCAAGGGACGUCGCCGCCGCGUCCAUGAAGCUGAAGGCGUGGGCGAGCGCGCCCGGGAAACAGGCGAAGGUGGUCGUCAAGGAGGAGGAGAGGGAGCCGGAGCUGGUGCCACCGCCACCGCUGUGGACGCGGUCUCCGACUCCGCCUCCGCCACAGGAUGUGGCGCCGCCGCCUCCACCGUGCCAGCCUCAACCUACGUUGGCGCCGAUCCCCGCGCCUCCAGGCUGGUGCACGCCCAUGGUGCCGCCGCAUCCUUCGCAGCAGCUGUUCUGGGGAUUGCCUCUGCCCACACGGCCAACCGCUCAGCCGUUCCCUGCAACGCCACCACCGGGAUGGAGCGUACCUACGCCGCCGCCGUGUUUCCCAGCACCGUUCUGGGGCGCGCCCACAAUGCUGCCGCCAUUGCCACCGCAUGUGGCCUGGCGCUGGCCGCCCACCACGCCGCCGCACUGGGGCAGCAUGUUUCCGCCAGAGAACCGUCCCAUGCAGCUGCAGCGAUCACCACCACCCCUGCUGCUGCAACAACCACCACCGCAUUUUCAGGGUCAGCCGCUGCCCUCGCUGAUUCAUCAGACACCACCACCUCCCCUGUUGCUGCAACAGCCGCCGCCGCAUCUGCAGAGGCAGCCGCUGCCUGUGGUGAUCCAGACACCACCACCUCCCCUGCUGCUGCAACAGCCACCGCUGCAUUUGCAGGGGCAGCCGCUGCCUGCGCUGCGUCCGACACCACCACCUCCCGCGCUGCAGCACUAUCCAUGGCCGCACUUCGGCGGGCAGCAUCCACCUCCUGCUCUCCAUCAGGAAAGAUGCUCAUUGCUCAAAGACCACUGCCAAACUGCCCAACGAAAUGAUUCUAGUAGGAAUUUGAAGCAACCUAGAGCGGGUUUCUAGCUCAUGAUUCCUAGUGUAAAUAGAGAAGCGAUUCUUGUCUACUCCCCACUAGAAUUUGUGUGAUCUUUUACUAUUUAGCUGAGCAUGCAUGAGUUAUUCUCACGGAGAACCUGCUCCAAGGAGCACUACCAAAUGGAAUACAACUCUAAGGGCAGCUUUGACAUUAAUCAAAGGGUAUUUCUGCUA